Messenger RNA from Heterostelium album PN500, 2367 nucleotides. It is a transcript of the gene hbx13, whose product is annotated as putative homeobox transcription factor. Lineage: Eukaryota; Evosea; Eumycetozoa; Acytosteliales; Acytosteliaceae. The transcript has 5 exons. The record is from RefSeq and is a predicted model, not a curated record. Bases 1 to 2367 code for a protein of 788 amino acids.
AUGCAUGUUAUUUAUUCAUCAUCAUCAUCAUCGAAAACUGUUAAUGCCUGUGCUCAUCAUCGCCAAAAACCUACAACAACAACUUCUUCCUACUCCUCCGCUUUGACCCGAACCUACUCGCCAUCAUUUUCCAGAAUGUUAACCAGAGACCAACAACAACAGUUUAGAAAUCAUAGUAUCAUCUCAAAGAAAUUGUCGAUGCAACAGCAACAACAAAUGAUGGAGGACAAUCUCUCGGACGACGACCUCGAUGAACUUGAGGACGACAACUACAACGGUGACAUCGAUGCCGACGAUGAAGACGAGGACAACGCUCAUCAAGUUCUCAAUAUGCUAUCACAUACUCUCAAGGAUCAACAUCCUCAUCUUCAAAAUCAUCAACAACAUCAACUGCAACAAUUCCAUAAACAACAACAACAACAACAACAACAAUUUCAUCCAAGAGAAAUGAAAAUGACAUCACCAUCGGCCACCUCACAAAUGAUUAAUUUCAAAAUGAAAUCAUCUUCCACCUCUCAUAUUCCACAAAUUUCGGCACAUCCAUUGCUAUUGAAUCCACAAAACCAACAGCAACAACAUCAACAUCAUCAACAACAACAACAUCAGAAUCAUAACGCCUAUAACCAUCACAGCAAUAACAGUCAACGUGACAACGAUCACAAUUCACAUCCAACACUCAGUGAUAUCUCACACUUGAUAUCAUCUCCUCAUCCCGAUGAUGCAGCAGAAGCACCAUCGAUUUCAUCACCAUCUUCAGACGAUAUGUCUGGAGACGAUAUGUCCUCGCCACCACAACACCAAAACUUUUCUUCACUUUCCCUCCACUCACCAGGAAAACCCGGCUCCAAAUUCAAUCAGUUCAUUCCAGGAAUUCCAAGUGGAGGAAUGAUGAAAUCCUCUUCCUGUAGUAAUAUAGUUCCAAAAACCUGUAACUAUAAUAAAUGCUGUAUAUGUGCAUACGGUCCACCUCCUUCAUUCUUUACUUCAGCACCAACAUGGGCUGACAUUUGUUAUAUUGCACUUUAUUGUUUAACUCUAUCAAAGCCAGAUAUUAAAUACUUCCACAUUAAGAAAGAUAUUUGUACUUUUAUUGAUUCUCAUUAUGAAACUAUGUGUAUGAGGAAAAGAACAUCAAUUUGGAGACAAACAGUAAAUAUGACUUUAUCACAUCCUCAAUACUUUGAAAUGUUCCAACAAGAGAGUGCACUUGAAAAUGGAAGAAAAGGAUACUAUGGAUUGAAGCAAAUCCAUGAUCCAUACGAACAUACUGCUCUCAACAAACGAAGCAGAAGAAAGAGAAGACACGAACAAAAGAUGUUACAGGAAGAACUGAAAAAAUCAUCUUCAUUCUCCACCACCAUAUCCGCAUCGAAAAAUCAAUCACCAGUCAACCAAAUCAUUGGAUCUAUUUAUUCAUCUAACAACUCCAACUCAUCAUCACAACAACAACAAUCAUCUUCACAAUCACAUUCACAAUCAUCUUCACCAAAUUCAUUUGUCUCACCAAACGACAGUGAAUUCAUUCCAUCCUAUGAACUGGCAUCGAUCUCUCAACAAUAUAAAAGAGUUAAAUGCAACAGUAGUAGUAGCAGCAGCAACAACAACAAUAGCAGUAGCUGCUCUGCACCAACACCAUCCUCUCAACAACAAACUCCAACCACACAAUCUCAAAACUCAAUGUCGACAAAUCCAAUUAUUUUACCACUUCCAAGUAUUUCUGGAAAACCACCCAUCCAAUCACCACAACUCCAACACCAUCAUCAACAACAACAACAACAACUCCAACAGCACAAAAAGAAUUUUGAGAGUAUUUUGAACUCUGAUGACGACAUGCCAAGUAUAACCAGUAGCAGUAACAGCAACAAUAAACGUCCAUUGUCCUCUCCGAUCGAGAAACCACAGUGGUACAAACAGAUACCCUCCUCCGCCAAUCAACAACUACAAGACUCUGAUAGUCCAAUGUCAAACGCGAGCAACAGUGCUCAGAACACACCGAGUCCAAUCGUCAAGAAAUUCACUCAAAAAACGAUCUUGCCGAAACUCGACGACGAGGAGGACGAGCUGAUGGAGAACGAGCGUGAAGUUCCAAGACUCUACAACAAGUCGCCAAUGACCAAGUUGAUACUGGAGAAGAGUUUGCCACCACUCUCACCUACCUCGCUCACCCAAAACACCGCUACCAAUCCACUCUCCAACUCGCCAUCGCCCAUCAACAGUCGCUCGAACUCGCCGUGCCAGCAGACACCAUCCACUCUGCUGUGGCAACAGAACAACAACGGCAAUCACCCGCUGAAUCCAAUUUUAGGUAAGGUCAUUGUAAAAGUAUAUAGUGUAGACUACAGACAGCAUAUCAAUAGUCAUAUCUAA